Penicillium subrubescens is the source of this 2256-nucleotide messenger RNA. RefSeq names its product Alpha-xylosidase. Gene Ontology annotation, biological process: carbohydrate metabolic process. Lineage: Eukaryota; Fungi; Ascomycota; Eurotiomycetes; Eurotiales; Aspergillaceae. The coding region runs from base 1 to 2256 and encodes 751 amino acids. Gene Ontology annotation, molecular function: hydrolase activity, hydrolyzing O-glycosyl compounds; carbohydrate binding. The transcript is spliced from 6 exons. The record is from RefSeq and is a predicted model, not a curated record.
AUGAAGUUCACAGAAGGAAUGUGGUGCCUUCGGGAAGGCGUUCGCAUUGAGUGGAUGAGCAACGUCGAGCGACUGCGCGUUGAGAAUGAAACUGUUUACAUACUUCUCAAUAAACACCAGAGGCACCGCGGAGAUACAUUGAAUUCGCCCACCGUGUCGGCGCAAGUUACUUCCCCGCAGGAUGGAAUUAUCGGCGUGAAGCUCAUGCACUGGGCAGGACAAGUGAACGAUAGUACGUACUAUCACUUAAACACAACCUCCGGCCACACCAAUAUCACCCACGAUAACCUUGCCAACAAGCUCAAGUACACCAGUGGACCUUUAGCUCUGGAUAUCAACACCACAGCCAACGAACUUGACUUCGUCUUCUGCUCCCUGAGCGGUAAGAAACUCACCGGACACUCGUUCCGCUCAAUCGGCUACGUCGCAGAUCAACGCACCGAGGCGCACCGCUACGAAGACGGCCUCUACGCCGCGAAGCAAGGCUAUAUGCUCGCAGAACUAGAUCUCUCCGUUGGCGAAAAAGUCUACGGGCUGGGCGAGCGCUUCGGUCCAUUUGCCAAAAACGGGCAGACAGUCAACAUAUGGAACGAGGAUGGCGGUACUAGCUCCGAGCUAGCAUACAAGAACAUCCCGUUCUACAUCUCCUCGAAUGGAUACGGUGUGUUCAUCAAUCACCCCGGCAAGGUCAGUCUAGAGGUGCAGUCUGAACGGACUACUCGAGUCAACAUCUCUGUUCCGGACGAGGAGAUAGAGUACUUCAUCGUUUAUGGCGACUCGCCUAAGGAUAUUCUGCGAAGAUAUACUACUCUAACGGGGCGUCCAGCGUUGGUCCCAUCGUGGAGCUACAAUCUCUGGCUGACGACUAGCUUUACGACGAACUAUGAUGAGCAGACAGUAACGGCAUUCCUUAACGGAUUCCGCGACCGCGAUAUUCCGCUAGGUGUCUUCCAUUUCGACUGCUUCUGGAUGAAGUCAUACCAGUGGUGCGACUUCCAAUUUGAUGAGGAAAUGUUUCCUGAUCCAGUCGGGUAUUUGAAGCGAUUAAAGGGGCGUGGACUACGAAUUAGCCUCGCCGUUAUUCGAGGAAGGAAAAAGAACGGAUACUUCAUCAAGCGCAUUGACGGCUCUGUCUGGCAAUGGGACUUUUGGCAAGCCGGCAUGGCUAUCGUCGACUUCACUAACCCAGCCGCUUGCACCUGGUUCAGCACCCACCUAGAGCGACUUAUGGAUAUAGGCGUCGACAGCUUCAAAACCGAUUUUGCUGAGCGUAUUCCCGUAAAGGGCAUUAAGUACCACAACGGCGCUAAUCCGGUACGCAUGCAUAACUACUACGCCCUCCUCUACAACCGUAUUGUCUAUGAGACUGUCUCCGCCCGCGUUGGCCCCAACCAGGGCCUUCUGUUUGCGCGUAGCACCGCCCCGGGUGGACAAGCGUAUCCUGUCCACUGGGGUGGCGACUGCGAAAGCACAUUCGAGGCAAUGGCUGAGUCGCUACGUGGCGGGCUGAGCCUUAUGCUAUGUGGGUACAUUUUCUGGGCGUCUGAUAUCGGCGGGUUCGAAGGGACCCCUUCACCGGCGCUAUAUAAGCGGUGGGUACAGUUUGGAUUGUUCUCGUCGCACUCGCGACUACAUGGGUCAUCGUCGUUCCGUGUGCCCUGGAUCUACGGCGAAGAUUGCUCGAUUGUGUUACGUGAUUGUGUGAAGCGCAAAAUUCUUCUUACGCCGUAUAUCCUGGCGGAGGCUUUGCGCGGACAUCGCGAUGGGACACCCCUGAUGAGGGCGCUUUUCUUAGAGUUUCCUAAGGACUUGAACACGUACGCUAUUGAUACGCAGUAUAUGUUCGGGUCGAAUUUGUUGGUUGCGCCGGUUUUCAACGAGGCCGGUGAGGUUACGUUUUACGUACCCAAGACUGAGGAAGGGACGGGGAAGUGGACAUCUUGGUUCGAUCAUUCAAAGUCGUAUGUCGGUGGACAGUGGUAUACUGAGACCCAUGAUUUUGCCACGAUGCCUAUCUUGAUUCGCCCAGGCUCGGUAAUCAUGACGAACCCUAAGCUCAAGACGCCCGAGGAAGAUGCGCUAGACGGGAUACAGUUGCUGGUGAAUGGCACUUUGCCCGCUGAGUCCGUCGUCGAGAUAGUGAACCCGGGCCAGACAGACCAAGUUCUUAAGACCCUUCGGUUGACUAGGACUUCUGAUAAUAAUGAUAUAGAAGUGGACUGCCAUGGGAUCGGGCUGGUGUAUCUGGGUCGAUGA